Messenger RNA from Podarcis lilfordi (Lilford's wall lizard), 2285 nucleotides. NCBI's taxonomy places the organism in Eukaryota, Metazoa, Chordata, Lepidosauria, Squamata, Lacertidae. The record is from the annotation of a GenBank genome assembly.
AUGGGCAGCCGGCUCUACCAGGAGCCCACUGAGGCAGAGCCUGGAAGGAGCAAUGGAGGGGGUGGGGGGGCAGGAGGGGGCAGUGGUGAGAGGGGAGAUGCAGGCUGUUCAGCAGAGCAUCACUAGGUGGAAUGGGGCUGCAACCCCUUUGAAUGGAGUAGGACUGACUUCUGAGUAAGCUUGCACAGGAUGGGGCUGCAAGCCUAUUUGCAGUUAGGUUGCAUGAGGGCGGAUUCGUCUCAGGCAGCCCCCCACCUCGCCCCCUCCUAUCCCCUAGGGAUGUUGGCUUGAUCUCUCUGCUUCAAGGAGGAUCUUGUAAUGCAAACCCUGUUGGGGCGGGGAGGGCUCUAUUUUGCAGCCGGAUUGCCUGGAUCCCCCCCCACUAAACGGAUCCUACUUGCCUCUCACCCCCCUCCCCAAAUCCUUCCUCCCCUCCCCUCCCAGCUGCCCAGUUUGUAGAUUAAGGGGGAGGAAAAGCAAGUCCUAUACCCUCCUCCCACGCCCAAAUAUGCUGCACCUCUUUCUCCCCUUCAACCGGCCAGCUUCUCUUCUGGGGCUCUGCAUGGAGACCCCCCCCUCCCCUCCAACUUUGCCACUUCCAUCCCUCCUCCCCCUGCAAAAAAAAAAAAAACCCUCUUGCCUCUCUAGGAAGCGCAGCUCGAUAGACCCAAGCGGAAAUCCUGAUUCCCCGCAAACAAAGCUCUAUGUAAUCUCGUUUAUUUAGUGAGAAGGACGCAGGUUCGAUCCCCGGCAGCGGCAGCGAAAGAGACCCCCCCCCCCCCUGAAAAAACGGCGGUGGAAGAAGGUGAGCCUUCUACAUUUCACUUGUUCCAGUUCUGCUGGAGGGGUUGGGAGAACAGUUACUUGCGACCACCCUAAAGGGAAGUCGAACCGGGACCCCAAACCCGGCGUCCCUCUGCGGGUUCCGGACCUCCACGAUGCGUCGGCCGGUGUCUCCCCAGCAGGAAUCUCCCGGGGCGCUCCGGGCUCCGCGCGCGCUGCGAGGCGCAUCCGUGGUGCGCCUUGGGGAGGGGUCCCUUUGGGCUGCAGAGACGGAGUCCACGUAAGGGUUAAAGGACGCGAGGGACGCCUGGAUAGAGACCCCCCCUUGCCCCCCCCCCCGCGAGGCUCCUGCGAAUGGAGAUGUGGUCGCGCUCGGGAAAGACUUGGCGCGCAGGGCGAGGAGGGAGAUGUGCCAAGGGAGGUUUCCGGGCGCAGGAGAGCUUCAGGGAGGGCAGAGGAUGCUGGGGAGGGGCUGGGGGGCAUGGAAGCAUCCCCGGGGCAAGAACAAGAUAAGUCCAGUGAGCAUUGGCCGGGGGCGGGGGGGGGGCGGGCUGGAGACAGAGAACGGGAAACGUGGCCUUUCGGAGGGACGUAUCCACCUUGUGCGCUGUCGGGGAGCCGAGGUCCCUUCGCCCCUCCCCAUAAAAUAUUUGAGGGGGCUGCUCCCCCCCCGCCCGAGUUGAUUGGCAUUGCCAUUCAAAUGGUGUAUGCACGCUGUGUCGUGAUCAAUUAUGUAGCCCCCUGUUGUAAACAAAAUCUGCCCUUCUUCCCUUAUGGGGUACCCAAGAGCCCAUAUAGAGUCCUUAAGUGGGUUCCCUAUUGGUGGAAGAAAAUAACAGAGGCCAAGCGGAGAAUAUUGAAAAGCAAAGCAGCUAGUAAGCCAUAUAUAUAUAUAUUCCCAUAUAUCAGAAAAAUUCCUCAGAUGUCCUUGGUUUUGGGGUGUAAAAAUGGCAUCGUGAGGGAAUUUGGCUAAAUUGGCAACAUCUAUGGGGAAACCCUAGGCAGAAUUAAUUUUGAUUAUUAUUUUUUAGGGGAAAAUCUAAUUUUUGGCAAAUAUAUGCUACCUCAGGGUCUUAUAAUGAGACCAGAGUGGGUUAGAAGAGGCCUGCAUACCUGAGGCAAUGUAUUGUUUACUCUUUCUGUAACACUUAAAUCAAGUUCCUGGAAGUAAAGCUUUUAAACUCAGCUCAGUCAGUAAAGCAUAAGACUCUUAAUCUCAGGGAAGUGACUUGGAGACCCAUGUGGGGCAAAAGAUUCCUGUAUUGCAGGGGGCUGGAUUUCAUUUUUUAAACAGGAACACAGGCGAAGGGAGCAUGUGUGAAAUGUUAAACAAAUGUUAACACAAAAGAAGGUGCCAUUGCUUUGUUCCCUUUUAACAGGAUUUCCUUUCCCCCAACUCCCAACCAGGUGAUGGAGAAGGCAGUCAGAAUUCGGAGGGGCCAUCAGAGAUUUCAUUAGGAAUAAAAAAGAUAGAAUUUAAAUAUGUGGAAUGUACAAUGUGA